AUGUGGGCAUUCCUGGGGUCGGACUGCAUGUUCUUUGGCUCGCUUAUCGCGACAUAUCUGGUGUACAAGAAUCGCAGCAUUGCCGGACCCCUUCCAGAGGAUGUGUUCAGCAUCCCCGUUACCACCGUCAGUACCUUCGUGCUGCUUAUGAGCAGUAUGAGCAUGGUGCUGGCAUAUGCGGCGCUUACGCGCAACAGCAUGAAGGCAUUCCGCAUCUGGCUGGCGUCGACCGCCCUUCUUGGAGCGACUUUCAUCGCGUUCCAGGUGUAUGAGUUCAGGACAUUCGUCAACUUCGAGCAUGUGGUGAAUUGUUCCGAUGUCGGCGUUGUCGAGCUGACGCCGGUCAAACAGGAGCUCGCGAAGAAAUGCGGCACUGAGGACGAGCAUGACGGCAAGGUCGAAGAAGUUGUCGGGUUGACUCCGCGCACGAACCUCUUCGGUUCUACAUUCUAUACACUGACUGGGUUCCACGGUGCUCACGUUACGCUGGGCAUAGUGUGGUUGCUUUCUCUAUUCUUCCUAUCGUUCAAGAGGGGGAUGGUGACGCCAGAAAGAAACUUGGACCUUGACUUAGCCGCACUCUACUGGCACUUCGUUGACGUUGUCUGGAUCGUCAUCUUCACUGUCGUGUAUCUGUUUGGAGUAUUCCCAGGAUUCUAG
Geodia barretti is the source of this 660-nucleotide messenger RNA. The record is from the annotation of a GenBank genome assembly. Lineage: Eukaryota; Metazoa; Porifera; Demospongiae; Tetractinellida; Geodiidae.